ACCUCGCCUUCUAGCUUCUCACUGCUAGUGAGAAGUAGAGGUAUCAAGCAAUGGACAACAGCUUCCCCAUUAAUCAGAGAUGGAAGCUUUGCACAUAUACAAGCUUCACGAGCAUUAUCAUCCUAGUGCUCUUGCUUGGUCAAGACCAGAAGGCCCUGAACUUUUUGACUUUUCGAAGCUCAACCUCAUCGGUGACAUCUUCGUUGAGUCUCGUGGACUACUAUGUUGCAGCUAACACUCAGUUGCAGCCCAAAGAUACUUCACUUCUCAAUGAGCACGAUACGCAUGAGAAGAAAAGCUGCAACAUCUUUGAUGGCAAAUGGGUCUAUGAUCCUGAGGUAAGUCCUCUCUAUGAUCACACUAAGUGUCCAUUUCUUAGUGACCAAGUUAGCUGCCGAAGGAAUGGCCGACAAGAUUUUGGCUACGAGAAGUUUAGGUGGGAAGCCACUGGGUGCAACAUUCCCAGGUUUAAUAGCACAGAUAUGUUGGAGAAACUCAGAGGCAAGAGAAUGAUCGUAGUUGGGGACUCACUUAACAGAAACCAAUGGGAAUCUCUUGCUUGUCUUCUCUACUCUGCUUUACCUCCCUCUCGGGUUUAUGUUGACGUACAAAGUGGCAGCUACAAGGUCUUCAGAUCAAAGGAAUACAAUUGUUCCGUGGAGUUUUUCUGGAGUCCGUUUCUGGUGGAACUAGAAGUCGACCGGGCUAAUGGCACCAGAAUAUUGGAGCUCGACAAACUCUCAGCAAUGUCAAAGAAGUGGUAUGGUGCAGACAUCAUGGUUUUCAACACUGGCCAUUGGUGGGUGCAUCAGGGGAAGUUACAAGCAUGGGAUUACUUUCAUCAUGAUGGUAAGAUGGUAGAAACAAUGGAAAUGGACCUGGCACUCGAGGCAGCCAUGAAAACCUGGUCGAGUUGGAUUGAUCAGAACGUAGAUACGAACAAAACAGUAGUUUUCUUUAGAAGUAUUUCGCCAGAACACAAGGGAACGCAAUGGUGCUACAACGAAACCCAACCAAUCUCAGAUGAGUCCUACCAAGAGAUAUUCCCCGAGUCAUUAACUGAAGUAUUCAAGAGAACAAUCAAGAGAAUGAAAACCCCAGUGAAGUAUUUGAAUAUAACAAAGCUAUCGCAGUAUCGAAGAGAUGCGCAUCCAUCAGUUUAUGCAAGAAGGCAAGGGAAACUAUCAGUAGCAAUGAAACAGAGAAAAGAAGAGAUCAUUACCGAUUGCAGCCACUGGUGUUUGCCUGGUUUGCCUGAUACUUGGAACAGGCUCUUGUAUGCUACCAUUGUAUCAGCCUCCUCCUAAUACUUCUUGUCUGAUACUGUUCAUUCUUCACUGCAUCUCUUCACUAGUUUGAACUACUCAUCAUUCCAUCAAUACUUGUAUUUUUGUACU
Molecule: messenger RNA, 1397 nt
Organism: Cucurbita maxima (winter squash)
Lineage: Eukaryota; Viridiplantae; Streptophyta; Magnoliopsida; Cucurbitales; Cucurbitaceae
Product: protein trichome birefringence-like 42
Exons: 4
Coding region: 51-1307 (418 amino acids)
Cellular component (GO): Golgi apparatus
Molecular function (GO): O-acetyltransferase activity
Source: RefSeq, a predicted model, not a curated record